AUGAAGUCAUUCACUUUAGUUUCAGGAUUUCUAUUUGGACUCAUCUCUCAAAACUCGGCAGCAAUAACCAGAUUAGCUGAACCUAGCGCAGGUCUAAAAGUUGUCUUUCAUGGUGCUCUAGGCGAUUCUGCUACCCCAGUAACUUGGUCAAGUUCUUCACUAGAGAUGCAAGCAAGAAUGGAAGAAGGCGAAAGACUUGCGUUACAACCACCUCCAAAGAUGUUGGAGUCUCCUCUAUCAGCAAAAGAUGAAGAAUCUUUUUUUGGACCAAAAGACUCUUUGGGACCUUCUAAAUCAGAACUUGUUCAACACCUCGAUGUAGAAUCUGAACAAUACAAGAUGAUGCGAUUGGCUCGUGCACGAAUCUUGAAGGGUGCUGGUGGUGGUGGUGGACACGGUGGUGGUGAAGGUGGUGGUGGUAGUGGUGGUCAUGAAGUUGCAAGUGGGAGACCUAAUGACAAAUCAGAUGCUGCUGGCACAGUCACGUCUACCGCUUGUGGUGGUGGCAGUGGCAGUGGGGCGGCAGAUGCCACCUUCUCCACAAAAUUGACCUGGGUAUUACUCGCUGGAAAUCUUGCUUAUUUGAGGCGUUUAUUUGAUCAUGCGAGAUUUUGA
Messenger RNA from Melampsora larici-populina 98AG31, 615 nucleotides. RefSeq lists its product as uncharacterized. NCBI's taxonomy places the organism in Eukaryota, Fungi, Basidiomycota, Pucciniomycetes, Pucciniales, Melampsoraceae. The transcript has a single exon. Bases 1 to 615 code for a protein of 204 amino acids. The record is from RefSeq and is a predicted model, not a curated record.